AUGACCGCUGGACUCAAGACGAUCAUCGCCCUCUCCUUUGUUCUCGCCAUUGGCUUCCUGCUUGUUAUCCUGUCAUCGGCGCUCUGGCACAACUUCCUCCCACUGGUCGUCGUUGCGACUUACGUGGUUGCUCCCCUGCCCAACUGGAUCUGCUCGCGAUGCGCAAACCCCGAUGAUUUUAUGGACAGCUCUGGCAAUGCUGCUGCUGAUUUUGGUCGUUUCCUGACGGGCUUCCUGGUGCUGAUGGGUAUUGCCCUCCCCGCCGUUCUUGCGCACAGCGGCGCUAUCGAGAUCCCCGCCAUGAUCAUGUCCAUCAUUGGCGGUCUGUUGAUCUACGGAACCAUCAUCAGUUUCUCCAUGUUCUUCAGGGAACAGGAAGACUUUUAA
This is a messenger RNA of Aspergillus tubingensis, 387 nucleotides long. RefSeq names its product Vps55 family protein. Gene Ontology annotation, cellular component: endosome; Vps55/Vps68 complex. The record is from RefSeq and is a predicted model, not a curated record. The transcript has 3 exons. The coding region runs from base 1 to 387 and encodes 128 amino acids. NCBI's taxonomy places the organism in Eukaryota, Fungi, Ascomycota, Eurotiomycetes, Eurotiales, Aspergillaceae. Gene Ontology annotation, biological process: late endosome to vacuole transport via multivesicular body sorting pathway.